AUGCCACACACGUCGCGGAUCUAUUCUUCAGAGAAAUCGUUCUGUCUUCAUGGGAUUCCGAGAACUAUCACCUCUGAUCGGGAUGUAAAGUUCUUGAGCCAUUUUCGGAGGACUCUUUGGGAAAAAUUCGGCACUCUGUUGCAAUUCAGCUCGGCUGCCCACCCUCAAACAGACGGACAAACUGAAACUGUUAAUCGCAGUCUCGGUAACUUGUUGAGGUGUUUUGUUGGGAAGAAUAUCCGCCAGUGGGAUCUCAUCUUAGCUCAGAUCGAGUUUGCUUUUAACCGUUCUGUUAAUCAAGCUACCAAGUGCAGUCCUUUUGAGGUCGCUUAUGGGUAUAAUCCCAUUACUCCGCUAGAUCUCAUACCAAACACACCUCCUUCUAUUUUCAGUAUUGAUGGAGUACAGGUGGUGAUCGGAGUUCGACAAAGGAGUAAGAAUUCUCCGUUGAGCUCUCGGGAGAAGAAGAGAAUUAUCUUUGAGGAUAUAUGGGGAUCUUAUCUAGCAUCAUUUGCUAUGGUGAAGAAGGAAUGGAGCAAGAAAUACAAUGGGGAUUAUUCACAAAUUCUAAAUGCCAAAUGUAAAAGAACGCUUAAAUCGUUGUUCUUCUGGAGCAAGGCUAAGCUGAGGAAUCUUGAAGAUCUUAAAAGUAGUUUAAUGGAGGAUAUUCUUAAACUACAAAUUACUGAAUCUGAAACUGGUUGGCUAUCCGAAGUAGACUGUUGGAAGAUGAAAUCCAAAGCUGCUAAACUAAAUUCUACUAUGGCUUGUAUGUAUUAUAAUUGGAAAGACACACUUGUGGUUCUCAUUCCAAAGGUCUCUAAUCCUUUGAUGCCUUCAAAUUAUAGGCCUAUAAGCCUUUGCAAUUCAGUUUACAAAAUUACUGCAAAAGUUAUCUUGAAUAGGCUUAUUCCGGUUAUUCCAUUGCUAAUCACGGAGGAGCAAGCUGCUUUUAUUAGAGGGAGAUCCAUCUCAGAUCACAUACUCAUUUCCCAAGAAAUGUUUCAUAAAUUUUGGUACUCUAAGGCAGCUAAUGGGAUGGUGGCUUACAAAGUAGACAUGGAGCAAGCAUAUGACUCUAUGAGUUGGAAAACUUUAAAACAGGUUUUGAACUACUUUGAUUUCCCAGAUAUGAUUUCAAAUCUAAUAUUGGAAUAUGUUUUAAAUCCCAUAUUUUCUAUUAUUAUAAAUGGGAAACUAUCUAGAUGGAUUAAGGUUGAAAGUGGUUUUCGUCAGGGUCCUCGGAUAUCACGCUUACUACUUGCUGAUGAUGUUUUGCUUUUCUCAGUAGCUACACGGAAGGCGGUUCUUGAAGUUAAAGACAUUCUUUCUAACUUCAACUUGUGGACAGGACAGAAAAUCAACACUGAGAAAUCUGCCAUUCUAUUUGGAAGCAAUGUUAAAAGAAGGAAGAAGAAACAGAUAUCCAGAAUUAUGGGAUUUAAAAAAGUAAAGGAACUUGUUUACCUUGGCAUUAAGAUGACUUUGAGAAGAAUGGUGGCUAGUUACUUCUAUUUCAUCAUUGAGAAACUUCUUAAAUUACUCAAUACUUGGGGAACAAAGUCUUUAUCACUAUCAAGUAAGAUUGUUCUUAUUAAAACUGUUAUCCUAGCAUUUCCCAACUAUUUCAGCUCUCACUCUUUGGUGCCGGUGCAAGUCCUUAAGGAGAUUGACAAAAUUUGUAGAGGAUUUCUUUGGAAUAAAUAUGGUAAAAAUCCUGGACUUCAUUAUAUCAGCUGGGAUAACCUUUGCCAGCCAAUGAAGAAAGGUGGUUGUGGAUUACAUUCUUCAUAUACAAGGGUAGCUCCUCUUAGAGUUAGAUUAUCUUGGAGAUUCCUUAAUAAUAAGGAGUCUUUAUUACAUAGAACUUUAGCUCCUAAAUGGAAAGUAGUGAAUGGGAGUUCAAUCAAAGUAUUCAAGAAUAAGUGGAUACUUGAUAGAAGAAUCAAUGGCUGGCCUACUUUUGUUAUCUCUCAAGAUGAUAGAGAUCAGUUUCUGAGAAGUUUCAUUGAAGAAGGUUGCUGGAAUGAGGAAAAAUUGAUGCAGAAUUUUGGUAAAGAUCUGGUAGAUCUCAUUCUAAAUAUCAAAAUUGAUAAAAUUAUGUAUGAUGAUGUCAAAGAACUCAUCUAUCAAGGUCCAGGAAGAUCUAUUCCUGAAAUGAUUAGAGAAUUUCAGCAACAAGAUGAGGAAUGGAUACCUUUUUAUUGGAUAAAGAAGGCAAAAGUGAAUCCACGGGUUCAAACCUUCAUCUGGAGAAUUCUCAAAAAUGCAUUACCUACUUUUCAAUUUCUUGUUCAAAGAAGAUUAAAACAGAAUGAUAAAUGCCCAAGAUGCUCUAUUGGUAGAGAAGAUAUGGAGCACAUUUUUGGUGGCUGUUCCAAAAUCAAAGAGGUGAUCAAUAUUCUUGACAGAUGGGGCUUUGUUUAG
Dendrobium catenatum is the source of this 2427-nucleotide messenger RNA. RefSeq lists its product as uncharacterized. The record is from RefSeq and is a predicted model, not a curated record. Lineage: Eukaryota; Viridiplantae; Streptophyta; Magnoliopsida; Asparagales; Orchidaceae. The transcript has 6 exons. Gene Ontology annotation, molecular function: nucleic acid binding. Gene Ontology annotation, biological process: DNA integration. Bases 1 to 2427 code for a protein of 808 amino acids.